CAUGAACUCCAGCCUGCACCGCAACCAUUCAAGGGCCCCACCCGGGCAAUGUGCACGCCGGCACUGGCAUGGCAGCGCGAGUCAGUUGCCGCCUGCGCCGACGCCAUUACGUAUCAAACGAAGUAUAAAUGGGGAUGGCUUGUGUAGAGCGGCUGAAGCGACAGAAGCGACAGAACCAAGCACGCCUGGCCCAGCGGGUCAGGGGCCGGCUGCUGAGGGGCCCGACGCAUCGGCGUGGCACGUCCGGCAGGAGCGCGGCGUCUCGUUUGUGACAGCCGGCGGCGCGUUCUACCGGGCUGAGAGCUGCGCGGGGCGGGACCUGGCAGUGCUGGCGGCGGCGCUGCAGCGGCGGCGCGCGGGCGGGCGGCUGCGGGUGCUGGACGUCAUGAGCGCGAGCGGCAUGCGCGGAGCCCGAUACCUGGCGCAGGCGGAGGCCGACGAGGUGUGGAUCAAUGACGGCAGCUCCGACUUGCAUGAAGCCAUGGUGUUCAACAUGUGCACCGCGGCCGGCAUGACGCCGCCGGUACCGCCGCCGCCGCUUGCGGCAGGCGCUGUCCAGCAGCACGGAAGCGGCAGCAGCACCAGCAGCAAUGGCGGCGGCAGUGACGAGGCCUCGGCUGUGUCGAGCUCUGGGAAAGACGGCAGCCAGCAGCCGCCAGGGCCACAGGCGGAGAGCGAGGACGUACUGCGGCAGCGGGUGGCGGAUUGGGCGGCGCAGGCGCAGGUGGUGAAGCUGGAAGGGCUGUCCAGGGACGUGUGGCAGUGGGACCUGCCACCCCUUCCCACACCCCCGCCGCCGCCAGAGCCCGCAACGGCAGGGGACCAGGCAUGGCAAGCGGCCGCUGCGACCGCGGGAACGCAGGGCACGGAGGCAAGCGAUGCCAGCAGUGCGCGUGAAGGCGAUGGCGAGGACAGCAGCUGUAGCGGCGGUGUCAGCAUCAGCGGUAACGGCAGCGCGGACCCUGCGGAUGAGUUGAAACCGGGCGUUCGCCGCAUUCGCAUCUCGCAUGUGGACGCCAACCGCCUGCUGACCAAUUGCUACAUGCGGGAGUCGUACUAUGAUUUGAUCGACGUGGACAGCUUCGGCAGUGAGUCCAUGUACUUCCCCGCCGCCAUUGACGCGGUGCGCUACGGCGGCCUGCUAUACCUCACCAGCACUGACGGCUUCACCAGCUCCGGCAAGCGGCAGGAGCGCGGGUUGGCGGCGUACGGCGCCUUCCUGCGGGCACUGCCCUGGUCCAAUGAGCAGGGCCUGCGCAUGGUGAUUGGCGGCGCGGUGCGGGAGGCGGCGUCUCGCGGCGUGGCGCUGACGCCCGUGUUCUCGCUCUACAGCUACCACGGCCCGGUGUUUCGGGUCAUGCUGCGCGCGCGGCGCAGUGCGGAGUGGGCCGCGCAGCACUACGGCUUUGCGGGGCACUGCUUCGUGCACGGCGACAACUACACCGUGGGAUGGAAGGACAUCGCGGGCGCAGUUUGCAGGUGCGAGUCACGAGGGCGGCGGCGGCCUGUGCAGGUGCCCAUGGCAGACUCGGUGGCGGCGGCGGCACCACCCGGGCCGCACGACCCAACAGCCGGCGGCAGCAGCAGCAGCAGCAGCAGUGGCAGCAGCAGCAGCAGCAGUGGCAGUAGCAGCGCCACUACUGGCAGUAGCACGCCGCUGGUGCUGUCGGGCCCCAUGUGGACGGGGCCGCUGCACGAUGCGGAGGAGUUGCGGGCCAUGAAGGCGGAGGCGGAGGCGCGGGGCUGGGAGGGCUUUGGCAUGAGCGCCGCGGACGCCCCCUUCCUCAGGGACCGCAAGAAGAGCAGCCGCAACGCCCGCCCCCUGGAGGACCUCCUGGAUGUGCUGCUGGAGGAGGCGGACCCGCGCCUGCCGCCCGGCUUCUUCUCCAUAGACGACUCCGUGGCGCGGCGCAUGGCGAGGCCGCCGCCACGCGAUGCGCUCAUUGCGGCCCUGCGGGAGGAGGGCUUUGCGGCGGCGCGGUGCCACCUGGAGGCGCGGGCGUUCCGCACCAACGCCUGCAUGGCGGACGUGCUGCGGGUGGCGGAGGACCGGCUGGGCAUUCCGCCCCGCAAGGCCAAGACGUAGCGUAGCACUGGAGAACUGGAGCGGGGACUUGGGGGCUAGCCGUUCAUGGAGAACGGAGUGAUCAAGUCGCAAGCGGGGGGGUAGCGCGCACCGAUGGCUCAUGGCUGGUGUGCCUGGGGCAUGGCCUGUGUUGGCAGCCGCUGAAGCCUGGACACUGGACGCGCAAGUGAGCCCAUCAAUGUAGCUUGGUCCAAGGCAGCGCUUCCAUUCAGCUGUUUGCCGUGGAACCGUAUCCGUGUAAGAAUGGCGUUUG
This is a messenger RNA of Chlamydomonas reinhardtii, 2339 nucleotides long. RefSeq lists its product as uncharacterized. NCBI's taxonomy places the organism in Eukaryota, Viridiplantae, Chlorophyta, Chlorophyceae, Chlamydomonadales, Chlamydomonadaceae. Gene Ontology annotation, molecular function: RNA binding. Gene Ontology annotation, biological process: tRNA N2-guanine methylation. The record is from RefSeq and is a predicted model, not a curated record. Gene Ontology annotation, cellular component: nucleus. The transcript has 8 exons. Bases 401 to 2086 code for a protein of 561 amino acids.